UGCAUUCACAGCAGACUGGAGCAGCAGACCCCCUCCCACUCACAUGCAUGCGGGUGCAUUUUACCAUCACACAGAGCUAGCAGUGGAACGGAAGACAGAGAAGACUCUUGCUCUUUUUUCACCAUUCUUGUGUAUAAUGUUUCUCCAUGGGGGCAAAGAGUGUGUCCUUUGUUGCUAUUUGCCUGUCUUUUAAUGUGAUGGACUAGCUAUUGCUCUCCUUGCAAGCCUCAGCUGGACUCCCCUUCAAUCCUUUGCAGGUACGUGUAAUGGAAAUUGAAGCCAUUGUUGGCCCAUUUCUCUUACAACUCCAUUUAAUCUUGGAGAAAAUCUCUGGCAUGGAAAUGCAGCGCUAAUAAAUCAUUGUGGGAGACAGAGCAACAAGAAAGCAGUUCAGCAGUCUGAGAAAAUGACAGAUAGACUCUGACAGAUGGGAGUACGGAUUUGCAUCAAGAAUGCAAUAUGGAAAACAAAGAAAUUUUUAGGGGGACAUCAGGGAAUUUCAUCUUUGAUUUUUGGAGGUUUUACAGGAAGCAAUGACACGUACAGAGGAUCACUGCACAGCCCCAGCAUCUGUUAUCUGAAAGCACAAGCACUGGUCUGAGAAAGCAAAUUUCUACUGAGGUCUGAUGAAGCAUUGCUGUUAUUGAAAAGAUCUGGAGCAGUGUGUCCCAGAAAUCCUCAUCGGCAACAUGUCAUUCGUUCUCUAGCUCCGCCUGGGCUCCAAGCAUACCCAUCUGCCAAACGUCUACCGUCAGAUAACCCUCAGGCUUCUCAUAACACAUGUUUAACCUCACUGAAUAGCACCACCAUACUUUUCAAAGCAGCACAUAUCUGUAACAUGCAGUGGCGACGGCGACACUGCUGUUCAAUCAAGAUGACAUGGAGUAUCAAGCGGUCACUCUUCCGUAUGCACAUGAUGGGCCUGCUUUUCCUGGCCUUACUGUUCACCAUCUUUCUCAGCUGCAAAGACUGGCUACCCAGUCAACCAGGACUACGAGAAAAUGCUGUGGCCUACACAAUGCAUGGCUUACAUCCAGUAAAGGAACAUGCUGAGGGCAACCAAAGCUCACUGCCAAGCCUCUGGAGGGAGUCACUUGUUCCUUCUAAGCCACCUAUGAACUUUAGUUCUCACCAAUCAGAGGUUGCAGUCCAAAGCAUCUCAGGAAUGGAAGUAUCUCUCAGCACUAACAAAACAAAUGGCAAUACCUUGCACAGAGAAAUGGGUGUGGGAGAGCAGCUGGCACCUAAUCCAUACCGGUAUUUGCUGAAUGAGCCCUACAAAUGUCAAGACAGCAGCCCCUUUCUCAUUCUGCUCAUUGCAGUAGAGCCACAGGACGUGGAGGCCAGGAAUGCCAUCAGGCAAACAUGGGGAAACGAGAGCAUGUUCAUGGGCGUGGGCUUUGUGCGUCUCUUUCUCAUGGGUAGGAAAAGCAGUCCUGAUGGCCAACUUCAGAGCAGCAUUGUAGAAGAAAGCUUCCAGCAUCACGAUAUCAUACAGCAAGACUUCAUGGACACCUACUACAAUCUUACCAUCAAGACACUGAUGGGCAUGAACUGGGUUGCCGAGUACUGUCCUCAUACCAGGUAUGUCAUGAAGACUGAUAGCGACAUGUUUGUCAAUACAGAGUAUUUAAUCCAAAAGCUGCUGAAGCCAGAGUUACCACCUCAGCACAACUACUUUACCGGCUACCUAAUGCGAGGUUACGCACCAAAUCGCAACAAAGACAGCAAGUGGUACAUGCCUCCAGAGCUCUAUUCCAGUGAGAGGUACCCUAUCUUCUGUUCUGGUACAGGCUAUGUGUUCUCUGGAGACAUGGCAGGCAAGAUAUACCAGGCAUCAUUAAGUAUACGUCGUCUGCAUCUCGAGGACGUCUAUGUUGGGAUCUGUUUAGCAAAACUGCAUAUUGAUCCUGUGCCACCACCAAAUGAGUUUCUCUUCAACCACUGGAGAGUUUCCUACUCAAGCUGCAAAUACAGUCACCUUAUCACUUCCCACCAAUUUCAGCCCAGUGAACUCAUCAAGUACUGGAACCACUUGCAGAGCAACAAGCACAAUGCUUGCAUCAACAUGGCAAAGGAGAAGAGUAGCAAAUUACAUCACAGGAGAAUGGAAUGGGAAAGGCUUCAGCGAUGACCACAAGCAUGACUCAGUGCAACAAUAUAUUUUAAAGCAUGUGUGAAACCAAUCAGUACACUAAUAUAAGAAAGAGCACAGUUUCUGUCAUAAUGUAAAGUCAAUUAAAACUAUUUUUUAAAUUUGAUAGAUGUUAUGUAUUGUAAAUCUAUGUAGCUAUUUUUAAAAAGGGGUGGGAGGUAAAUAUAUAGCAUGCACAAAAUUAUCAUAGGUGAGAUCACCUUUUCAGGUGCCACAAAAAAUUACAAUGCAACAAUUUCUCUCCAAAUAUUUAUUAAUAUUUAUUUCUAUAUUGAACAAGAAAACUUGAAACAAAAAAUUAUAGUCAUAGAUUUCUCUCUCUCUCUCUCUCUCUCUCUAUAUAUAUAUAUAUAUAUAUAUAUAGAGAGAGAGAGAGAGAGAGAGAGAGUGAGAGAGAGAGUUUUAGAUAGAGUUAACACAGUGCAGGUUUUAUUUUUAUUUUUUACUGAAGCAAAAAAGUUAGCCAACACCUAUGACCCAUGUGAAAAACUAAUUGCCCCCUUAAACUUAAAAUCUGGUUGUGCCACCAUUACCAGCAACAAGUGCACCCAAAUGCUUCCAAUAACUGGAGAGCAGUCUUUCACAGCACGGUGGUGGAAUUUUGACCCACUCUUCUUUGGAGACCUGCUUUAGUUCAUCCACAUUGGAGGGUUUUUGAGCAUGAACUGCCCGUUUAAGCUCCUGCUACAGCAUCUCAAGUGGUUUAGGAUUUUCUGGUAGAGCAGAAUUUAUUUUUCCCUCAAUUAUUGCGAGUUGUCCAGGCCCUGAAACAGCAAAGCAUCCCCACACCAUCACAUUUCCACCACCAUGCUUGACCGUAGGUAUGAUUUUCUUUUUGUGGAAUUCUCUGUUUGGUUUACGCCAGAUGGAACAGGACGCCUGUCUUCAAAACAGUUCCACAUCGACUCAUCAAUCCACAGAACGUUCUCCUAAAAGGUUUGAGGAUCAUCAAGGUGUGUUUUGGCAAAAUUCAGAUGAGCCUUAAUGUUCUACUGGGUUAGCAGUGGUUUUCACCUUGCCACUCUUCCAGGGAUGCCAAUUUUGUCCAGUUUCUUUCUGAUAGCGGAGUCAUGAACAGCUCCCUUUAUUGGUGCAAGAGGGCUGUGGAUAAUGGCCCUCACUGUGGUUCUUUGGAGUCCCAGAACCUUUGAAAAGGCUUUGUAACCCUUCAGAGACUGAUGUAUUUCAAUCACCUUCUUCUUUCAUAAUUUCUGGAAUUUCUUUCAGCUUUGGCAUAGUGGGUAAGACCUUUUAACUAACUUCAUGUUGUUGAAAAGUUCUAUUUAAGUGAUGAUUUGAGUGAACAGUGUUUGCAGUAAUCAGGCCUGGUUGCGUCUAGUCCAGCUGAACCCCAUUAUGAAUGCAGUUUCAUAGAUCUGGGGAAUUAGUAACUAUGGGGGCAAAUACAUUUUCACACAGGCCCAGCUGGUAUUGGAUAACUUUUUUGCUUCAAUAAAUAACAUUAUCAUUUAAAAACUGUAUUUUGUGUUUACUCAGGUUGCCUUUGUUUUAUCUUAGAUUUUGUUUAAAUUUCAACAACAAAAUACAAAAACAAUUUAGUAUGAGAUAUAUAUAAAAACAGAAGAAUCAGGAUACUGAAAAAAACACAGCACUGUGUAUGUGUACACACACACACACACCACACACACACACACACACAC
Messenger RNA from Ictalurus punctatus (channel catfish), 3816 nucleotides. RefSeq names its product UDP-Gal:betaGlcNAc beta 1,3-galactosyltransferase, polypeptide 2 (gene b3galt2). Gene Ontology annotation, cellular component: membrane. The record is from RefSeq and is a predicted model, not a curated record. The coding region runs from base 839 to 2134 and encodes 431 amino acids. Lineage: Eukaryota; Metazoa; Chordata; Actinopteri; Siluriformes; Ictaluridae. The transcript has 2 exons. Gene Ontology annotation, molecular function: N-acetyl-beta-D-glucosaminide beta-(1,3)-galactosyltransferase activity.